Messenger RNA from Rhododendron vialii, 1288 nucleotides. RefSeq names its product carbonic anhydrase 2-like. NCBI's taxonomy places the organism in Eukaryota, Viridiplantae, Streptophyta, Magnoliopsida, Ericales, Ericaceae. Gene Ontology annotation, molecular function: carbonate dehydratase activity; zinc ion binding. The record is from RefSeq and is a predicted model, not a curated record. Gene Ontology annotation, biological process: carbon utilization. The coding region runs from base 28 to 1131 and encodes 367 amino acids. The transcript is spliced from 10 exons.
UGGGAUGGGGUUGUGAGGGGAUUUUGAAUGAGUGGCAUGAUAAUAUCCCAUUUUUAUAAACUACUCCUUAUAAAGCCAAGCCAAGUCUGUAGCCCAUUGGUGCCAAUGUCGACCAACGGCUCGUGCCUCAGUACCUCUCUCUCUCCUCUAUCCCAAUUCUCUCUCCUCCACCAGAGAGCCACCACCAACACCGCCGUAUUCCGACCUCCAGUUAUAACCGCUAGGCUUAACUCUACCGCCUCUCCUCCUCCCCCGGUUCUCAUCCGAAGCAAACCCGUUUUCGCUACCGCUGCCCCCAUUGUCACCCCCUCUAGGAGAGAAGAUAUGGGGAGUUCAUACGAGGAGGCCAUUGUAGGACUCAAGAAACUUCUCAGUGUGAAGGGUGAGCUUGCACCAGUAGCAGCGGCAAAGAUCCAGCAAAUAACAGCCGAACUGACAACCGCUGGGGCCACCAAGGAUUCUUUUAACCCGGUUGAGAGGGUCAAAAACGGCUUCAUUUACUUCAAGAGAGAGAAAUAUGAGAAAAAUCCAGUUUUACAUGCCGAACUGGCCAAAGGCCAAAGCCCCAAAUUUAUGGUGUUUGCGUGCUCGGAUUCGCGGGUCUGCCCGUCGCACGUACUGGAUUUCCAACCCGGGGAGGCUUUUGUGGUCCGGAACGUUGCCAACAUGGUCCCUCCUUAUGACAAGGUUAAGUACUCUGGAGUUGGUGCAGCCGUCGAGUACGCUGUUCUUCAUCUCAAGGUAGAGAACAUUGUGGUAAUUGGGCAUAGCAGCUGCGGUGGGAUAAAGGGGCUUAUGUCAUUCACAUUCGACGGCACCUCCUCUACUGAUUUCAUUGAGGACUGGGUCAAAAUCGGUUUACCUGCUAAGGCCAAGGUUAAAGCAGAAUGUGGGGAUGCGCCACUCCCAGAACUAUGUGCUACCUGUGAAAAGGAGGCGGUGAAUGUAUCGCUCGGAAACCUGCUAACUUAUCCAUUUGUGAGAGAUGGGUUGGUGAAGAAAACUCUCGCAUUGAAAGGCGGUUACUACGAUUUCGUGAAGGGAUCUUUCGAGCUAUGGGGGCUCGAGUUUGGCCUUUCUCCCCCCCUCUCUGUAAAAGAUGUUGCAACUGUACUGCAUUGGAAGCUCUAGGGACAAUGCUUAGAGGCCAUCCUUGCAGAGAUGAGAGGCUCUCUCCAUUAUAUUUGUCCAUAUGAACAACUUAAGUAAUGCAGAAUUCCAAUCUACUUAGGUCUUCCUCAGUGCUUUCCAAGUACAUAAUAAUAAUGGCAAAGCCUUUCGACAUCGA